Messenger RNA from Trachymyrmex septentrionalis, 2966 nucleotides. RefSeq names its product ras-specific guanine nucleotide-releasing factor 1-like. Gene Ontology annotation, molecular function: guanyl-nucleotide exchange factor activity. The annotation marks the transcript as partial. The record is from RefSeq and is a predicted model, not a curated record. Gene Ontology annotation, cellular component: plasma membrane. Gene Ontology annotation, biological process: positive regulation of GTPase activity; Ras protein signal transduction. The transcript is spliced from 13 exons. NCBI's taxonomy places the organism in Eukaryota, Metazoa, Arthropoda, Insecta, Hymenoptera, Formicidae.
GAAAAAGCAGCGUGGGUUAGUGACAUAAGUCAAUGUAUGGACAACGUUCACUUUAACGAUCUGCUUCAUGGAUCGUUGUCGGACACCAGCUCCGUCACGAUGCCACAAUCCAUCCGGAACGACCCAAAGCUGUUCAAGGACGACGUGGAUAUCAGAUUCUGUCGCACUUUGAACUCCUGCAAAAUACCGCAGAUCCGUUCCGCGACGCCCGAGCGACUAUUACAGCGAUUGACCGACCUCAGAUUUCUUAGUAUCGAUUUUCUCAACACAUUUCUGUUGACAUAUCGAGUAUUCACCGAUGGCGUCACAGUGCUGGAGGCCUUAAAAAAAGUUUUUUAUGAAGCCGAACCGCCGGACGCGCAAAUAACCACCGGAUCUCUUGGGGGAGGCGGGAGAUCCUUAGACGUAUUAGGAACAAAUGCAAAUGAAACACAAUUAUAUUCCGAGGAUCGAAGAAAAAGCUUUUCACCGAGACGAACUAGCGGCGCAAGCUCAGUAUCAGGAUAUGGAUCAGAAGUGAGCGAUACUCGCGACGCGAAAUCCCAUGGAUCCUUUGACGUUAAUACUAGUGGAUAUAAUUCGAAAAGUUACUGGCGAUCUGGUUAUAAGAAGCUAGACGAAGAACAAGUGCUCGGCCACAUCUCCGAGGCUCCAGUCAUAAAGCGCAGUCCAACGUCGCAAGCGUCCAGUCCAUCUAAUUCGUUGCAAUCUCCGACUAUGCCGCGAAAAAUUAGCAUUCGUGUGGAUAAUAACGAAAUCGAAAAUGAUGGAUGUCAUCUGACAAUACCGAAAGUAAUAGCCGUGUCGUCCAGUUCCGAAACACUCACAGACGUUACAGCAAUCAGCGCACCAUCUUCACCGAGCAACUUGAGUUCUGUGACACUAGUUGGUUCGACGGAAUCUGGAUCCGGAUCUGGAUCGGAUCCGAGUCCUCAAGAGGGAGGUAUUUACUCACGUCGUGUCUCGGAAAUUGAUACACCUGGCACUGCAGAAGAGGAUACAAAAGUACAAUUUACUUAUGACGACAUACCACCAUCAUCACAAUCAGCCGAGCCUACCAAGCCCAAAUCGCCGAAGAUACCCAAGACACCCAAGACACCUACCACUCCUAAGACGCCAAAAUCUCCAAAACCGCCUGUCUCUCCGCUGAUAAAGGAGAGUAAAGAUGAGCAAAGUACAUCGACCGAUGAUGACGAAAGUAUAACUUCUCCAAAAUCAAACAACCAAUCAGCACAGCAGAAUCAACAGCAAUAUUCGGAGCAUAGAGCAUCAAUCGCUUCUGCGCCAGCCGCCACCGGACCAAGGAGCGGUUCGGUUUCCACUAUAACUGGCAAUUAUUGGGUAAACAGACGAUCAAUGCAUGAUGAGAUCUCGCAGCAGAGCAGCUAUCACGAUGCUCAGGUUUCCAGUAAAGCCGGUGUGGUAAUAACUAGCUUUCGACAGAGUCAUCGAAGCAUUGGACCUGAACCUAUCUGGAGCAGCACGUCCACGGCGGCAGCCGCAUUUGCUAUCGCAACUUCUGCUUCGAGUAAUCCACCAGACAAAGGGCCUGCUACUGACGGUAACAAUCGUGGCCGAGAUAAGAAUAGACGGAAGGAAUCGGUAAUGUCGACCGCCGCAACUAUGAGGGUACUAAACGUCCUCAGGCACUGGGUAUCCAAGCAUGCUCAGGACUUCGAAAUGGAUCAGAAAUUGAAGACCCUGACCAUAGAGUUCCUGGAAGAUAUCAAUUACAGCCCUAAUCUGUUACCGGCCGAACACAAGGCGGCCACUCAACUUUUACGAUUAAUUACCAAGGAAGAAACUGAGAGCAACAAAAUCGACCUGAAAAAACUACUGACUCCGCCAGUAAUUCCGAGUAAGGAGAGUAUCGAGACGCUGUCUGCACUUGAGAUUGCGGAACAGAUGACAUAUCUAGAUCACCACAUAUUUAUCUCCAUCGCUAGCGAGGAAUUCCUUGGGCAAGCGUGGAUGAAGACGGAUAAGGCAACUCGCGCGCCUCAUAUUCUUCUCAUGACGAAGAGAUUCAACGAAGUGUCGCAAUUAGUUGUUUCCGAAAUUAUUCGUCGCUCCAAUAUGUCGGCCAGAGUCGCGGCUAUCGAGAAAUGGGCUGCGGUUGCUGAUAUCAAUAGGGUUUUGCAUAAUUACAACGGCGUACUGCAAAUUUGCGCUGCGUUCACAAACAGUAGCGUAUAUAGGCUGAAGAAAACUUGGGAUAAGGUUUCCAAAACGACAAAGCAGACGAUAGAAAGACUACAGCAUAUCGUAUCAUCCGAUGGACGCUUUAGAAAUUUGCGGGACGCCUUGCAUCGAUGUGAUCCACCUUGUAUCCCUUACUUAGGUCUUUAUCUCACCGACCUUUCGUUUAUCGAAGAAGGUACUCCAAAUGUCACCGAAGGUCUUUUAAAUUUCUCGAAAAUGCGAAUGAUUUCUCACGUAAUCCGCGAGAUACGGCAUUUCCAGCAAACCCCCUAUAAGAUCGAAUUGGUCACGAAGGUAACCAACUAUCUACUCGACACGUCGCUCCUGCUGAACGAGAAAGAUCUGUAUCGUAUGUCCUUGGAACUCGAGCCCAGAACAUCUAGGUUGAGUAGUUCUGCUUUAAUCGAUCUACCUCCUUCAGUCAGCAACGUGUCUACAAAAUGAAUUUAUUUUGUCCUAAUAUACUGUGAAGCGCGCAACUUAAUUCUACCUUCACUUAAUAAUGUAAAAAAAGGAAAAUCUAGGUUCGAAAGGAUCAACUAUUUAUUGCGACCGGCCGAUCGUUACGACGAUCGCAAAUGCGAUCACUCGUCGUGUUAUCAGCCCCGUCCAUUUCUGUCCUUCGAUUAUAACGUCCAUUGACUUCCGUUGUUGUUUCAAUUUUACUUAUUGCGAUACAUUUGAGCAAGAAGUUAUAUAAACAAGCUCGACAAUGAUCUCAUCGUCGCGCAUAGAAUGGCCUCUGAUUCGCGGAAGAAAAACGU